Megalops cyprinoides (Indo-Pacific tarpon) is the source of this 2613-nucleotide messenger RNA. It is a transcript of the gene erlec1, whose product is annotated as endoplasmic reticulum lectin 1. The transcript has 14 exons. The record is from RefSeq and is a predicted model, not a curated record. Gene Ontology annotation, biological process: retrograde protein transport, ER to cytosol; endoplasmic reticulum unfolded protein response. Gene Ontology annotation, cellular component: endoplasmic reticulum lumen. Lineage: Eukaryota; Metazoa; Chordata; Actinopteri; Elopiformes; Megalopidae. Bases 161 to 1621 code for a protein of 486 amino acids.
UCCUGUUUGACUGUGUUGUCGAAUGAGCUGUAGCCAGCUAGUCAGUGUCUUGUAACGUCUCCGAAACCCAGAUAGCUGCCUCCUGAUCGCUUUUCUAUGCGGGGGGAAAGUAGUCCCUCAGCUAAGCAGGAGAAGGUAGCGCGCUCGCUAAACAGGGGCGAUGUACGCUGGCAGGAUAUUGAUGUUGUUGUGUGGGGUACUCGAGCUCUGUGGCAGCAUAGCAGCGGCUAGGGGGGCCCCCGCUUCCUUUACUGAUGAGAUCCCCUUCAAGAUCAAUUGGCCAGGAGCCGAGUUUACACUGCCCACAGGAGCCCUAUACAAAGAAGAUGACUUUGUCAUUAUGACAACUACAGACAAGGAGAAGUACAAGUGUCUGUUGCCAUCGCUGUCAAGUGGAGAUGAAGAUGAAGAGAAGGAGUACACAGGACCGAGCCCAGCCACCCUGUUGGAGCCCUUAUUCAAACAGAGCAGCUGCUCCUAUCGGAUUGAGUCGUACUGGACAUACGAGGUGUGCCACGGGAAACAUGUGAGGCAGUACCAUGAGGAGAAGGAGACUGGUCAGAAAAUCAAUGUGCAGGAGUAUUACCUGGGAACCAUGGUGAAGAAGAAUGAGUCGCCCCUGCCAGGAGCUGACCUGGAAAAAACAGAAGAGGCAGACACAGAGAAAACAGAGAGUGAGAAGGAGGUGCCCACGAAAAAUGUGGAGGGCCAGCUGACGCCAUACUACCCUGUGGAGAUGGGGAACGGAACCCCCUGCGUGCUAAAGCAGAAUCAGCCGCGAUCCACGUCUGUCCUGUACAUCUGCCACCCAGAGGCCAAGCAUGAGAUCCUGUCCAUCGCUGAGGUCACCACCUGCGAGUAUGAAGUGGUGGUGCUGACCCCACUGCUCUGUGGCCAUCCCAAGUACAGGUUCAAGUCAUCCCCAGUCAAUGACAUAUUUUGCCAGGCCCUGUCUGGCUCACCCCUUCGACCACAGCGCCUCUCCCAGCUGGACAAGGAGCAGGAGGACCUCCUCAAACCACCCUUCAGUGCUGUUCCAGAAAAAGAGGAGGAGGCAUCCCCAGCAAGAGAGGAGCUCUUCUCUUCUACCCACAAGCCCAUGGCGGUGGGUGGACAGGCUCAGAUCGCUGUGGGAACCACUCACAUCUCCCGCCUGACAGACGAGCAGCUGAUCAAGGAGUUCCUCAGUGGCUCAUACUGUCUGCACGGAGGAGUUGGGUGGUGGAAGUAUGAGUUUUGUUAUGGAAAACACGUCCAUCAAUAUCAUGAGGACAAGGAGCAGGGAAAGAAUAUUGUGGUGGUUGGCAGCUGGAAUCCAGAGGAACAUCUGGAAUGGGCCCAGAAGAAUGUGGCGCGGUCCUACCAGCUGAGGGAUGACGGAGCUCAGAAAGUCAAGGUGGUGUCCCACUUUUAUGGUCAUGGGGAUGUGUGCGACCUGACAGGAAAGCCCAGACAGGUCAUCGUGAAGCUGAAGUGCAAGGAGUCCGAGUCCCCUCACGCUGUAACUGUUUACAUGCUGGAACCACAGACCUGCCAGUACAUUCUUGGGGUGGAGUCGCCAGUUAUAUGCAAGAUCCUGGACACCGCAGAUGAGCAUGGUCUACUGUCUAUCCCCAGCUAACUGGAAAGGGGGAAGAGGAGCAGGAAGGAGUCAAGGACAAGGAGAUGCCUGGACAAAGAGGAGUUGGAGUAGAGUAAAGGAAAGGAGAGGGGGGGAAGAGAGGGAACCAGGACCCAUAUCUCAAGUCUAAUCCUCGACAGGAAAUCUCUUUCCUGCUCCGCCCCUCCUGUGUGUGUAAAUACUGUGUAAAUAUUUCUGUCAGACUGAAAUAGCACGGAACCCACUUUUAAAUCCCACAGUAAGAGAGCAGGGCAGUGAAACUGAUCUUUUGAUUUGCCCGAGAAAACUGCAAGAACUGGAAGAAAAUAUGAGUUCCGGCACUUAAGAAGAUCAAAGUUUGUUUUCUUCCAUCUGUCACAUCUCUGAACUGAAGUCCUUCUGACAGAGGAGACUGUCAUCAAGCAAAACUGAUCCUGGUCAUCGACAACUUGGGUCAUUUUUGUACUUUUAAUUUUCUGUGUUUGAUUUUGCUCCUGUGAGCUGGGUACACUCUUAUCCAGCCACUUGCACUUGCCAGCAUUUUUUCCUUGCUUUUAGAAGAUGCGGAUGUGGAAUGAUCGUUUUAUUAGGAAAUUAAAGUUGCCAUGAAUAAAUAAUGAAAAGACUUAAUGUUUGAUUAUGUGAUGUCCCUACGCUGUAGGAUAUGAUAUGACUACUGACCAUAACAGUGGAACCUCCACAGUUCUUCAGUUCAAAGACAGUCUGGUCUUUGUGUAGAGGCUUGCCUGACCUGCUAUGUUGUAGCAGCAGUUGUGGGUAUUUUUCAGAUCGCUGCCAUUGUGCGGUUCCCUAUCUGAACAUAUACAACUGUAUAAGUUGUGUAGUGAGUUGCUUUCCUAAGUUUUCCAUCAAUUGAUCAGAGGCGUUGGACUGAUGCAGUCCCACACAAUUCCAACAGAGGGUGCUGCUCACCACCAAACAGUCUCCACUGAUUUUCUGCUGUUUUUCAUUUCAAUCUAAGGUCAUGAUUAGCUGCACACAUUUUUUAAAAA